AUGCGUCUGGAUAAUUGUCAAGGAACUGUCGUCGGUGUUAUUCAUGAUCAAGUUCUUGUGAAUUAUGACGGUGAAGGUGUUCUAUUCCUCAAAAAUGUUUUGACUCGUGCUUACAAAAUCGAUGAGAUCGUUCAGUUUUCGGCUGUUUCAGCAACUGCGGUAAACAACAUUAAUGAAGCUGUAUAUGGUAUUUGUAAUUUGCAGGUGGACAUUGAAGUUGGAGAUGAGAUUGCAAAAUCUGCGAGAUAUGAUGUGAAAUGGAAAGGAUCUGAAAUCAAAUUCAUCAAAUUAGCAAGAACCAUCAGAGGAGGAGGUGUUGUUCUCAAAAUCGAUCCAAAAGGGCAAUUUAUGUUUGUUGAUUGGAAAUUCAGUGCAGCUCCCCCCGCAUUAGUUAAGGUAUAUUCAUAUUCUUCUUUAUGAAUUCGAAUUGUUGUGUAUUCAGAUUGAAAACAUCAAAACCAGCACCAAUAUUCUAUGCCCAAAAAUGAGAUGCAAACCAAAAACAGAAAAUCUCAACGAAGUUUUCAAAGUUGGACAACGUGUUCAAUAUUAUGCAAAAGAACAGGCACCAAGUAAACAUGGUGUAUGUUGGAAAGCUCAAAUUGUUGCUGAUAUGGAACAUGAUUUGAUUGUAAGUAUUCUAUUUUGUGUAAUUCUCCGUAAAUGUACUAAUUUCUUUUAGACUGAAGACAUGGCUGGUCGCACAUAUUAUCAUGCGAUCAAGAAAUCGGAAAUGAAAAAAUUGAGAAACGAAAAUACCGCAAAAAAACGAGGAAGUGCAGAAAGUGGACCAAGUUCAUCAUCAUCUUCCGCAUCUACAGUUCAAUAUAAUUCUUCAACAUCAAAUCAAGUUAUGUUCGAAAAACCACCAAAUGUUGGAGGAUAUGAUUUUUAUGAUUGUUCACUUGAAGCAUGUCAAGCAAGAUUCAAAGCAUUUGGUUAGUUUUCGAUCAUACAAUUACAACUUGAAUAAAAUUAAUACUUACAGCUGAAGAAUUCCGCGCCAACAAUCCAAAUUCAAUUCUCGCAAAACCACAACUCGAAGGUCUUCUCCAACUUCAAUAUUUGAAUCAUGUCGAAGAACAAAUGUCAAUCAUUCGCGCUGCAACAUCUUCAUAA
Molecule: messenger RNA, 1119 nt
Organism: Caenorhabditis angaria
Lineage: Eukaryota; Metazoa; Nematoda; Chromadorea; Rhabditida; Rhabditidae
Source: the annotation of a GenBank genome assembly